AACAUAAGUAUAAGGGUAGUUCGGAAAAGUUGAUAAUUUUGAAAGAUACAGAAUCCAAUUUAUAGUAUAAAGAAUCAACAUCUUUGGGAGCCCACUGCAGUUUUGCUGACCGCGGCAGCCUUCCACUCACUCAUUCCUUUGCCCAUGGCCAUGGCUUCAGAAACCGCCACCGAUUCGCUACUCCAUGCCCCACCCACUCCUCUCCCACUCCAAGACCGAGUCGCCAUCGUCACCGGCGCCUCCCGGGGGAUAGGCCGCGCCAUCGCCCUCCACCUGGCCUCUCUCGGCGCCAAGCUACUCAUCAACUACACCUCUGACUCCGCUGCAGCCGACCAAGUUACCGCCCUCAUCAACCACUCCUCCGCCCCAAACCCUCCGCCUCCGCGAGCCAUCGCCUUCCAAGCCGACGUCUCCGACCCCGCUCAGGUGGCUUCCCUCUUCGACGCCGCCGAACGCGCCUUCUGCUCGACCCCCCACGUCCUGGUCAACUCCGCCGGCGCCCUCGACCCCAAAUACCCCACCAUCGCCCACACCGCCGUCGACGAUUUCGAUCGCAUUUUCGCCGUCAACGCCAGGGGAGCGUUCCUCUGCUGCAGAGAGGCGGCAAAUCGGCUGAAGCGCGGAGGCGGGGGUCGGAUUAUACUGGUAUCGUCGUCCUUGGUGGGGUUUUCGAGGCCGGGGUACGGCGCGUACACGGCAUCUAAGGCGGCGGUGGAGGCGAUGGUGAAAAUAGUGGCGAAAGAGCUGAAGGGGACGAGGAUCACCGCAAACUGCGUGGCGCCGGGGCCAAUCGCGACGGAGAUGUUUUUCGCUGGAAAAGGGGAGGAGCAGGUGAGGAAGAUCGCCGAGGAGUCUCCCAUGAACCGACUCGGCGAGACCGAAGAUGUUGCUCCGGUCGUUGGGUUUUUGGCCACGGACGCCGCCGAGUGGGUCAACGGUCAGGUCAUUCGCGUUAAUGGCGGCUACGUGUGAACUCUGAAGCCUCCGCAGUCCACUCUUGUAAUCUUUCUUAGUCUGUCUCCAUUAUUAAGAAAUUAGAAAUCAAUCUCUGUUCUUGUUGUGUAUCUUUGUUUUAAUUUUUGAAUAAAAUUGAAGGAGGUCGUGAAAUCUUUGAUACAAA
Malania oleifera is the source of this 1120-nucleotide messenger RNA. RefSeq names its product NADPH-dependent aldehyde reductase-like protein, chloroplastic. The transcript has a single exon. Gene Ontology annotation, molecular function: oxidoreductase activity. The record is from RefSeq and is a predicted model, not a curated record. Lineage: Eukaryota; Viridiplantae; Streptophyta; Magnoliopsida; Santalales; Ximeniaceae. The coding region runs from base 145 to 972 and encodes 275 amino acids.